Molecule: messenger RNA, 1311 nt
Organism: Prunus dulcis (almond)
Lineage: Eukaryota; Viridiplantae; Streptophyta; Magnoliopsida; Rosales; Rosaceae
Product: stemmadenine O-acetyltransferase-like
Exons: 1
Coding region: 1-1311 (436 amino acids)
Source: RefSeq, a predicted model, not a curated record
AUGAAGGUUGAAGUUGAAGUAAUCUCCAAAGAGAUUAUCAAACCAUCUUCACCAACUCCUGAUCACCUUCGCACAUACCACCUCUCCUUUCUUGACCAGAUAUCUCCCCCGGUCCAUAAUCCUUUGGUCAUAUUCUAUUCCUCAGAGCCCGAUACAAAAUUCAAUAUUGUUGAUAUAUCCAAUCAGCUCAAGAAAUCCCUCUCCGAUGUCUUAACUCUAUUCUACCCACUAGCCGGACGAGCCCAUGGCAACUUGUUCAUUGAUUGCAAUGAUGAGGGCAUACCAUACUUGGAAACUCGAGUUAAUUGUCAACUCUCUCAUGUCAUCCAAAACCCAAUUCCAAGUGAACUCAACAAAUUCAUUCCAUUUCAAGUACAUGAAGUUGCUGAUCUUUCCCUUGGUGUCCAACUCAACAUCUUUGACUGUGGUGGCAUAGCUCUUGGUGCUUGCGUUUCCCACAAGAUUGCAGAUGCUUUGUCACUUUUCAUGUUCAUCAAAAGUUGGGCAGCCAUUUCCAGACAAGAAGAUGAACAUAUAGUGUGCCCCCAAUUUGUAUCAGCCACACUCUUCCCACCAAGAAACAUAUCCGGGUUUAAUCCAAGGACUGGUAUCACAAAGCAGAAUGUUGUAACAAAGAGAUUUAUCUUUGAUGCUUCAAAGAUAGAGGCUCUUAAAGCAAAAUAUAGUAUUGAUAAUUGCAGCCAAAGCUUAGAAAGCUACCAAAAACCCCCUUCUCGUGUGGAAGCUUUGUCAGCCUUCAUAUGGAGCCGCGUUGUGGCAAGCACUGAAGUGAAGUCAGAACCGGCACCCGAGAGGCUGUAUGCCAUUGUUCAUGCAGUCAACCUACGUACAAGAAUUGACCCUCCUCUGCCUGAACACUCAUUUGGAAAUCUCUACAGAAUUGCAAUGACAAUCCCAUCGCUGCAAACAGGGGAGGAGUGCUAUGGCCUCGUGAGGCAGGUGAGGGACCAAGUGAGACAAAUCGACAAACACUACGUCAGCAAACUGCAGCAGGGCAGUGAGCACUUGGAUUUCAUCAAACAGAGCUCUGAGAACUUCUUCAAGGGAGAGAUGGUGACGCUGAGCUUCACUAGUCUGUGUAGAUUUCCUCUGUAUGAAGCUGAUUUUGGGUGGGGAAAACCCACUUGGGUUGGCUCACCUCCCCUGACUUUCAAUAACUUGGUUGUUUUCAUGGACGCCAAGUCUGGUGGUGGAAUAGAAGCAUAUAUUAACAUGAAGGAAGAGGACUUGGCUAAACUUGAAGGUGACAAUGAGUUCCUUGCAUUUGUUUCUCCACAUGGGCUCAAGUGA